GGUGUGUUUGGCUGGCAAUGUUGUGGACAGACUGACCCGCCACACACGUGCAUACCAGCCGCCUCUCGUGCCAAGUGCUACCACAUGCAGGAUAUAUAAGCCUAAUUUGCUCCGCUGGAAUUCAUAGUAUCGUCCAGAACUGUAAAUUUCAUCUGUGCUUUUCUUGCUUGCCUUGUGUUUACCUGUGAGGGAGCAACGCCUGGCCACCUGUGUUUCCUGACCCUCGCUCGCCUCGCACUUGAUAAUCGGGACAAGCGGCCACCAUGGGGGCCUACAAGUACAUGCAAGAGAUUUACCGCAAGAAGCAGAGUGAUGUGAUGCGCUUCCUGCUGCGGGUGCGCGCCUGGCAGUACCGCCACCUCAACAAGCUGCACCGUGCCCCUCGCCCCACCCGCCCCGAGAAGGCGAGGCGCCUCGGCUACAAGGCCAAGCAAGGCUUCGUGAUCUACCGCAUCCGUAUUCGCCGCGGUGGCCGCAAGCGCCCCGUGCCCAAGGGCGCCACCUACGGCAAGCCCAAGAGCCACGGCGUCAACCAGCUGAAGCCGACCCGCAACCUGCAGUCCCUGGCGGAGGAGCGUACUGGGCGUCGUCUGGGUGGCCUGCGUGUGCUGAACAGCUACUGGGUGGCACAGGACUCCACUUACAAGUACUACGAGGUCAUUCUGGUCGACAUCCGGCACAACGUGGUACGCAAGGACGCCUCUCUCAACUGGAUUUGCGGGCAUACACACAAGCACAGGGAGAUGCGUGGCAAGACGUCUGCCGGCAGGAAGCACCGCGGACUGGGGCGAGGCUUCCACUUCUCUCAGACCAAGGGAGGCUCCCGCCGUGCUCGCUGGCUGCGUCAUAAUUCUCUCUCUCUUCGCAGAAAGCGUUAAAAUCACCAUCUGGUGUUAUUUCUUUAAUUAAAAAAAUCUAUGUGCAA
Scylla paramamosain (green mud crab) is the source of this 925-nucleotide messenger RNA. It is a transcript of the gene RpL15, whose product is annotated as large ribosomal subunit protein eL15. Gene Ontology annotation, cellular component: ribosome; cytosolic large ribosomal subunit. NCBI's taxonomy places the organism in Eukaryota, Metazoa, Arthropoda, Malacostraca, Decapoda, Portunidae. Gene Ontology annotation, molecular function: RNA binding; structural constituent of ribosome. The record is from RefSeq and is a predicted model, not a curated record. Bases 264 to 878 code for a protein of 204 amino acids. The transcript has 4 exons. Gene Ontology annotation, biological process: cytoplasmic translation.